Messenger RNA from Podospora pseudocomata, 486 nucleotides. RefSeq lists its product as uncharacterized. The record is from RefSeq and is a predicted model, not a curated record. Lineage: Eukaryota; Fungi; Ascomycota; Sordariomycetes; Sordariales; Podosporaceae. The transcript is spliced from 2 exons. Bases 1 to 486 code for a protein of 161 amino acids.
AUGGCGACUUCGAUGGAACUGGUCAUGGACAGGCGCUCAGCCGUGGCUUCGAGGGCGGCAAUGUUGCCGAGGUUCGGGGCAAUGGCGAUUCGAUCGAGGUGGUGGGAGAAGGAAUUGUCGUGGGAGUCGGUCGGAUCAGGGGCGUCUGGGCCGUCACUGAAAUCGGGGAGCGGAUCGGGGACUCAGGGGCGGCCUUCGCAUUUUGCGCUGGGGGGUCGGGAUUUGAGCAUGCAGCGGUUGUCUGCGGCACGAUGGUCGUAUCGGCGGCGCCAACAGCCCCGCCAAGACUGGCCCCCAGGUGUUGCUGGUGCUGGUGCUGGUGCUGGCUUGCGUCUGUCAGGUCUGCAUUUGGAGCUGGCGAUGUUGUCCUUGACACCGGACCGAGAGACGGGCGAAGACUGGCACUGCUCUUUUUGGCCGCCAGUUCUCGUUCUUUCUCAACCACUGCCGCGUGCAGGGCUUCAAACGAUUGGACCAUGGAGCUGA